Messenger RNA from Puma concolor (puma), 567 nucleotides. The record is from RefSeq and is a predicted model, not a curated record. NCBI's taxonomy places the organism in Eukaryota, Metazoa, Chordata, Mammalia, Carnivora, Felidae.
AUGGGCCACCACCCACCCCGGUGUUACUGGUAUUGUAAGAACAAGCGGCGUCCAAAGUCUUGUUUCUGCAGAGGUGUCCCUGAUGCCAAGGUCCGCAUCUUUGACCUUGGGCAGAAGAAGGCAGAACUGGAGCAGUUCCCACUGUGUGGCCACACAGUGCCAGAGGAAUACGAGCAGCUCUCCUCUGAAGCCCUGGAGGCUGUCCGUAUGUGUGCUAACAAGUACAUGGUGAAAAGCUGUGGCAAAGAUGGUUUUUGCAUCCAAAUGCGGUUCCAUCCCUUCCACGUCAUCCUUAUCAACAAGAUGUUGUCCUGUGCUGGAGCUGACAGGCUCCAGACAGGUGUGUGGGGUGCCUUUGGAAAGCCCCAGGGCACAGUGGCCAGGGUCCACAUUGGCCAAGUCAUCAUGUCCACCAGUACCAAGGUACAGAACAAGGAGCAUAUGAUUGAGACGCUAUGUAGGGCCAAGUUCAAGUUCCUUGGCUGCCAGAAGUUUCACAUUUCCAAGAAGUGGGGCUUUACUAAGUUUAACGUGAAUGAAUUUGAAGACAUGAUGGCUGAAAAGUAG